AUGAUUUUAAAUCUAAAUGGAGAUUGUCUUUAUCCUGAAUGGAAAAAAACUUGUCAAAAAUAUUGUAUGGAAAAUCAAUUCUAUGAAAUUCAAUUAAAUCAAUGUUAUUCAAUGAAUUUAAAUCAAUUAACAUGUAAAUGCAAUGGACAAAUUUUAACUGAAAAAAUUCUAAAUUUAAUUCAAACGAAUAAUUCCGUUUCAACAUCAACUAUUACUUUAAUUAAUUCUCAAAAUAAAAUCUGUAAUCCAUCUGAUUCAUGUCAAAUUGGAAAUGUAAUUUGCUAUGAUAGAAAUAGUUAUUGUAUGUGUGAGAAUGGAACAUGGAUUAGUUUAUUAUGUCCAAGCGGAAAUGUUUGUAAAACAAAAAAGAAGAAGAAGAAGAAAAUGUUGAUUGAAGUUCACUAUGGUAAUGCUUCUGUUUUACUUGUUAAUGGAAAUUGUCGAUCAAUACAUUUAUUAAAUUAUAUUCGAAAUCAUUGUUGUUUAUCAUCAUCAAUUAAAUUUGAUUUAUGUUUAUUAAAUAAUGGUGAACCAUUUCAUCUUUCGUCAUCAAAUACAAAAUUUGUUUCAUCAGAAAAACAACGUUUUCCAUUUCAUUCUCGUUGUGUUUUAACACAAAUUGAUGAAGAUGGAACAUAUAUUCCACUAUUAAAUGAUCCAAGUUUAAUAACAAAUGAUUUUUUAAUAAAAUUAAGACGAGCAACAGGUACGAAUGCAAAGGGUCCUCCACCAAAAACGAAUGUAAAAUCAAGUAAACAAGAAAAAAUGAAAGUACCAUUUGAAAAACCUAAAAGACGUCGAAGUCUUAAAUCAAUUGCAAUUGUAGCUUCAAUUGUUACCAAUUAUAAAAAUUAA
Molecule: messenger RNA, 855 nt
Organism: Adineta steineri
Lineage: Eukaryota; Metazoa; Rotifera; Eurotatoria; Adinetida; Adinetidae
Source: the annotation of a GenBank genome assembly